UUUUCCCUUCAAGCCCGGAAUGAAUGUCCAAAGCCGUUUGGGAGUCGGGGUAUAAGCAAUUCCGGCGGUAUAUGCGGCGCCCGCCCUUUCCGCUUUCAUUUUCUUCUACUGUGUCGCUGAAAAUGGCCAAUUUGUCAGUUAUGAAUAAUUGAAUGUUUCCUUCUGAGUUUCUGAUAAACUCUUGCGAUGGAGCGCGCCACCAUGCCGCGCCGCGGGGACCUACACACAAUUUGUUCUUUUAAAAGACAGCUCCUUUCCCUAACUUCCUCAUAAUAUUUUUUUUCCCUUAAACCAAGCAGCUUCAAACGAGUUCAUUUCCUCCCGAUAUCCCUAGAUUGUUCCCGUAUAUCGUCCUUUCCUAUCAAGCACCAAUUUCACACCCGUCUAGAGUCCCAGCGGCACUUGUCUUUCUGUUCUCUCAAAUCCGCCAAUCUUCCACAGCUCCAACACCAGUGCCAGUGCCGAAAACAGGCCCCGGAAAAAUGACUGUAGCCACGCCUAAACCCCUCGUCCCCGCCGCUACCACCGCUGGCUUGAUAGAACUCGCCAAAGCUCGCCGCUCAGUCUAUCAGCUGUCCGCCUCGAGCCCAGUACCAGACUCGGAGAUCCAGGAACUCGUCAACAGUGCCAUCCUGCACGUGCCAAGUAGUUUCAACACACAGUCCACUCGCCUCGUGCUGCUCCUGCAUGAGGAGCAUACGAAGCUGUGGGAUCUAGCGUCCAAGACAUUCGAGGAAGGGAUGGUCGCGUCGGGAAAAGUGCCGAAGGAAAUGUGGGAGAACCAUACAAAGCCCAAGUUGGAGGGAUUUAGGGCAGCAUAUGGGACCAUUCUGUUUUUCGAAGACCCAGCACAUAUUGCGCCUCUGGCAGAGAAAUUCCCGGCGUAUGCAGAUCGAUUUCACCCCUGGACACAGCAUACGAGUGCCAUGCAUCAAUACUACCUUUGGCUAGCCCUUCGAUCAGUCGGCCUCGCCGCAAAUUUGCAACAUUACAACCCCAUAAUCGACGAGGAGGUUGCUAAGGCAUGGUCCAUCCCUACUGAAUGGGAGCAGGUCGCACAGAUGGUCUUCGGCACUGCAACGGGCGAACCAAUGGAGAAGACAUUUAAGCCGUUGGAGGAGAGAGUAAAGGUGUUUGGGGCGAAGGAGUAGAUUUUUGAUUUGGAUUGGGAAUGCGGGUUUGAUCAUGCAUAUACGAGAGACUGUGGAAUGAAAUAUAGCUUUGGCGAUGUCCAAUGUCAUGGAGUUAGAUUUCUUCAGCUGCGGAUUUGUUAGAUUUUCUAUUAUUCUUUUGGGUUUCGUCUCUGAAGCGCUCUCUUCCUUAGAUUUAAAACUUUCAGUGUGGGGCGUUCGCCUUUAUUGUACUUGUUUUAGAAACAUGGCCAUGUCCAUCACAAGAACCGCCAAUAGAAGGCCGGAUAGAUAUAUGUACGCCUGAUUCGGUGCAAGAGCUCUAGCAGAACUCUAUACCUUGAUUAAGCAAAGAUUUUCUCCCAAAUAAUAUUAAACCGCAUCUCGUAGAAGCACAGGAGAGGCUCAAUAUUAAAUGGAGGGUGUAAUGGCCGUCGGAAACAGACGAGGGUUUCUGCAGUAUAAGUGAGUACAUGCGGCCGCUACAUGGCCAAUUGAUUCCAGAAAUCCCUUCGUGCGUCUGGAACUGUUCAGAUGAUGAUAGAGCUUCGAUGGAGCCGGAGAACUCAACCACUGUAGUUUGGAUCCUCCAAAGAUGGGGAUGAAGGGGAAAUAUUGUGGGUUUUUUGUGGGUUUCUUGUGUGUUUGUGUGUUUGGGCGUGAUUGUUGAAU
Molecule: messenger RNA, 1802 nt
Organism: Blastomyces dermatitidis ER-3
Lineage: Eukaryota; Fungi; Ascomycota; Eurotiomycetes; Onygenales; Ajellomycetaceae
Product: nitroreductase
Exons: 3
Coding region: 483-1151 (222 amino acids)
Biological process (GO): cellular response to oxidative stress
Source: RefSeq, a predicted model, not a curated record